UCCGCCCGGGUCGGACACGUACCUAUGCCGCUCUACCGCUCGAACGAGCGCACCCGAACGCACUCCCGAUAAAUCAUAGUUGGUAAUCAACUAAAACGUGAUACGCGAACUUGACGAAAUAUCGCAGAAUCGUAAGGAAACGUACAGUGGGAAAUGUUACUAGUAUCCAUUACCUUCCCUGUGUAACGUGGAUUUGCACCAAUAUGCCAGUGUUGAUAGAGUUACAAUAACCACAAGUGAAUACGAUCCAGUUAGAAACGGUACGAAAGUGACACGGCGUUGGGAAACUUACGCGGUUAUGAAAAACAUCAACUAAUGUAAACGGUAUCCUCUAAAGUGCUCUGCUCGUUAUUCAACCCCGUCGGACUUAACUCAGAUCGUGUGAACGCGUCCGCAAGCCCCGACUCGUUUGCGGCUUCACGUAAACCGACCCGGACCGGUGGUGUUGCAAAUCCACACGAAAUGGUGCAAUACUGAUUCCUCAAACAUGUACGUAAUGUGUAUAUUGGAUCGCCGAAUGUUGCGAUGUGAUUACAAUUGUAUUAGUUAAAGAGUCCCACGCCGGGCGCCAAGUUUGUUGCUGCUUGUUGCACUGUCUACGUCGAACUGGUGAAGGCUGUACUAGGGUUGUAGUGCGGGGUAUGCGAGGCGGGGUUGUGCAGUGACGGCGCCCGGGCGGCUGCCAUGGGCGCGGCGCGCCAUGCCUCCGCGCACGCGCCCGCUGCGGCUGCUUCUCGCGGCGCUGGCGCUGGCCUCGUGCGCCGCGGCCCCCGCACCAGAGGCGCGCGCGCAGCGCUCUGCGAACCUCAGCCACAUAACUGGCACGUCGCGCACCAUACAAAUGUUCCUCAAGAAUCGUUAUCUUCAACUCAUGCCCGAUGGCACUGUCAACGGCACGACAGACGGCAACAGCGUUUACACAAUACUACAACGCGCUACGUACAAGGUUGGCCUCCUGACGAUCCAGGGGGUAUCAACAUGUCUCUAUCUCUGCAUGGAUGCUUGCGGGUUCCAGUACGCGCAUAAGGAUCUCUCAGAAGAUUGCGUCUUCGAGGAACAUAUAGAAGAAAACAAUUACAAUACAUACUCCCGAAUCCGUGCUGGCAAGAAAACCUACCUAGCGUUAGAUAACCGUGGAAAGGCAAGGAGGACCCAGAUACCAAUGAACCGACCUCUGGGGAACUUGUCGACAUACGCGCUUACGCUCACCUUGCGUUGGGAAGGACCGAGACAGACACAAUGCCCGCCGAGACGGCAUCGCGGUAAACUGAAAAAGCCGCCGUUGUACCGCAGACUCUGUCAGAGGCGUGUCCAGAAACAAAACAUGAGGCACAAAAGAAAGCACAAGAAGGCUAACGACCCCAAAAAGAAGAAGCAACCGAAAACGCGAAGAAAACACGAAAAUGGAACUACGACGACGACGGAGAUCAGCUGGGAUGAGUCGACCAUGUCGACCAUAUCGACGACAGAUGUGGAGUUUUUUCGGUCGGCGACCGCGCAGGAGGCGGUCGGACGCGCGUGAGCCGCUCGCUGAUCGCGGUCGGAGCAGCCGUUGCGCUCGCAUACUAGCACUGUUCCACACUUACACGUGCAAGAAUCUCUAUAGCAUUCCUCAUCAGUGCCAUCCCGGAUGACGAUGACGGGAUAGCACGCGAAUUUAUAAAUACGACAAAGUAGCAUUGCUCUCUUAGACGAAUCGUUCCGGUCUAACCUGUUCGCUAGGCGUGUGACUCGAAGCGUCAGUCACAGAUACUAGACCAUGAGCUAUAUAUUUAUUUUCUUUACUAGUACCUAGUAAUGGAAUAAUACACAAAAUACUCAUUUAUGAGCUGAUGGUUGAAGCGAGACAAUGAUUGUCUUCAAGUGGAUUACAUUGUGUAACAAUAUAACGAAUGAUAUUACUCUACCAAAGCUACUGAAAUUAUCUAUCUCAAUUUAUAUUCCUAGUUCGCUUUAAAAUGUAGGUUUAUCGGCAAGAUUCCAUUGUCUUAGUUACUGUUACCCAUCGUGAAAUUAAUUAUGUAGAAGAUAUUAUAAAGUUUUUCAUUCGUUAACGAAUAAUUAAAACUUUUUGUUUUAGAAGAGUGGAGAUUAUCGUUUGGUAAGGUGGAACUGUGUUAGAAGAUGGCAAAUGACUCUUGCUAGUGUGUAUUUGAACAAUGUUCUAACUACUCCUUCUCACUGUUGGGUACGGGUUUCUUCUUGAAACCUAGAGUCCUCUGUAGAGACUUUUCACAUUUUCCAGGGAUUGUAAACCUUCUUCAACAUGUUUUCCUUCACCGUGAGAUAUUGGACUAUCGAUUAGUUAGCUAAUAAGCAACCUUUGCCUCACGGGGCUACCACCACUAUCAUAAAUCUGCUUCAUUAUA
Molecule: messenger RNA, 2369 nt
Organism: Hyposmocoma kahamanoa
Lineage: Eukaryota; Metazoa; Arthropoda; Insecta; Lepidoptera; Cosmopterigidae
Gene: bnl
Product: fibroblast growth factor 20
Exons: 5
Coding region: 701-1522 (273 amino acids)
Biological process (GO): fibroblast growth factor receptor signaling pathway; animal organ morphogenesis; positive regulation of protein phosphorylation
Cellular component (GO): cytoplasm
Molecular function (GO): growth factor activity; fibroblast growth factor receptor binding
Source: RefSeq, a predicted model, not a curated record